Messenger RNA from Impatiens glandulifera, 783 nucleotides. RefSeq names its product non-specific lipid transfer protein GPI-anchored 7-like. The coding region runs from base 104 to 595 and encodes 163 amino acids. NCBI's taxonomy places the organism in Eukaryota, Viridiplantae, Streptophyta, Magnoliopsida, Ericales, Balsaminaceae. The transcript has 3 exons. The record is from RefSeq and is a predicted model, not a curated record.
AGAAAAUCUGUUCAUCACUUUAAUACUUAUAUUGCCUACUACUCCCAUUACCAUUUUCUCAAAGAGUGAGAAAAUCCUUAACCCUAAAAGAAACAAGAAAAAAAUGUCUGGUUCAACUAUGAAGAUCUCCGCCGUCUGUAUGGUAGCUCUAAUGGCGUUUCUUAUAGUUCCUCAAAAAGGAACAGAAGCCCAAAUCCCACCAUGUGCAGCCAAGCUAGCAACUUGUGCUAGCUUUCUCAAUGCUACAAAACCACCUUCUUCCUGUUGUGGACCUCUAAAAGAUGCUUUGACCAACGAUUUCGUUUGCUUAUGCAAUCUCUUUAACACCCCUGGUUUGUUGACUAGUUUUGGAAUCAAUGUUUCAGAGAUUGUAACUCUUCCGGCUAGAUGUAAGAUUCAUGGCGCAGAUAUCAGUGCCUGCUCUAAAGUUCAUGCACCAGCUUCUUCCCCUGCACCUACACCUGCUUCUUCUCCAUCGAAUCUGCCUCCUUCAACUCCAGGUGCAGCUAAAGGGGAAGGGAAUUCUCUGAAGGGGACUUGGAUUGGAGCAAUUUGUAGUAUGAUCUUGUUCUUGAUCUCUGUUAUGUUAAAUUGAGUAGUGGAAAUGAGGAUCAUAACAUCCUAAUCCUAAACUUGAGGUUUUGUCUUCUUUUGUUUAUGAAUUUCGGAUUUGUGGCUGUUAUUAGGGUUACUUUGCUUGGUUGAUCAGUAUCAUACUAUCUAUCUAUUAAAAGGGUUUAAGAUGAAUUGAAAUGAUGAUAUUUGAAGCUUAAUCCUUUUCAA